GUAGCAGGACAAAUGAUUGCAGCUUCUGCAUUGCAAGGAGGGCCUGGAUUCCCUUGCUUGGCCCCAGCCAUUUAUACAUAUAUGGCAACAAUGUCUUUAGACAGCGUCAUAGAUGAGAUCUCUCCACUGGAUCUUCCAGAUCCAAAUUUGGCCGACACAGUAGAAAAGAUCAGUGAAAUGAAUGAUGACAGCAGCCCUGAAUUUCAAAGCCUUGUCGCAAGCCUAGGGGAAUUCAUCAUAGCUGCUGGAUAUACUCACAAAGUGACUGCAACUAACAAAGCUGACAUGGUGUUGAAAAUUUUUCUGCAUGAAAUUGUGUUAUCCAGAAAAGCAGAGUUAGAUCAACUAUCUGUCGGUCUUGGCCCUCUAAUGGAUCUUGCCAGACGGCAUCCUGACAAAAUUAGACCUCUGCUUACUGCUUCAGCAAGCACGCCAUUAACAAGUGGACUGUUCCUGAAUCUAGUGACCUAUGAGUCAACACUCUCGCCAAAUUUAAAAGACUGUUUUGUGCACUACGUCCACCAUUCAGAAAGCACAAACCUGAGGACACUGCUGCAGUUCUGCACAGGUUGCAACGAGAUUCCAGUGAUGGGAUUCCAUGAACCAUCAACAAUCACAGUGUCCAGCACAAGAUCUGUGUUUCCGAAUGCAGCAACGUGUGCUAUGAUUUUAGAGUUGCCUAGACAAGUUGACAACCAAGACGAGUUUACGGCAAAUAUGAAUGCUGUUUUAGAUAUGCAGGCAACUGGCUUUGGAGUAGUCUAGUAAAUUUGCAUUUUUGUUGCUUUCUUUGAACUGUUGUUUCCAUUGCAUGCUAGUUUAAAACAUCAGCAGAGUUAAGUUAUAACAAGAGGAUUUCACUUUGUUAAUGUAAGAUUCCAUGUUACAGUUUAAUUGUUCAAAUCAUGUUGUAGA
Molecule: messenger RNA, 915 nt
Organism: Corticium candelabrum
Lineage: Eukaryota; Metazoa; Porifera; Homoscleromorpha; Homosclerophorida; Plakinidae
Product: G2/M phase-specific E3 ubiquitin-protein ligase-like
Exons: 3
Coding region: 13-765 (250 amino acids)
Molecular function (GO): ubiquitin-protein transferase activity
Source: RefSeq, a predicted model, not a curated record